AUGGACGAUGGUGACAGCCUGGCCGCUUGUCCCCCAGCCAUUCAAAAUCCUGCGUUCCGCCUGCAGGGCCUGACCGACAACACGCUGGGCGGACUCAACGGCGUGUUGCUUAGCGCGGACGGAACGGCUGCGACGGUCGCGGGCGCGGGGCGGUGGCUGUCCGACCUGCCUUUCGUGCAGCCCACGUACCCGUGGCUGGAAACGACGGCGGUGUGCACGGACCCGGGCGAGGAGGAAGGCAGGCCGGCUGUUUACGAGCUGACGGUGAAGGCAAUUGCGGCAAAUGGCGACCCCUUAGUUGGUUACCCCCUGCAUUGGUGGUACGUCAAGCAUUUGGGCACUUCGGACGCUGUCCCCGUCCGAGUGACGACGGACACGGGGGGAGGGCCCGUCAGCGUCACGGCCAUCCAGGAGGGCACGUGGCAGGAUGACGGGACGCCACCGGAAGGCACGGUGUGGCCCGUUACGGACAGCAAAGGACGGGUGGUCUUUACCGUCGAAGUUCCAAAGAUGGGCUAUGGCCCCUCCUUUGACUUCCGCAUGCCGGGGUUUAUGACGGACCCCCACGAGCGGUUCCACGCAAACGUGCUGAAUAACGUGCAGAAAUUGAAGCGGCCCCCACCGCCGCAGCUGCUGGUCCAGUGCGAGCUGCAGGAGGACUACUCUUAUGGGGAGGGGCCAGACGCGCGAAUUGACGAGACGCGCUCGAAGCCGGUCUACAUGGUGCACGUGCGCGCGCAGGAAGCGAACGGCGGCUUCCGCGCGCGGGAGCAGUUCCGCAUCUACGCCUCGGACCAGACAACGGUGGUCUACAAAAACAAGGAGUACCCCAUCAGCUCCGACGUGGCUCUCGCUGCGGUCAGCGACAACAAGGGUGACGUCAUGCUACACAUUGUCGCGGGUGCCGCGACCGCGCCCCAGCUCGCGGUCUGGGCGGGGUUCAUGCACCGCAGCGAGCGGCAGCUCAUCUCGCCCGACGUGAGCGCGCACGCGCGCCUGGCCAAAGUAACGGGCACGCAGCUGACCGACCCGAAGCGCGCCCCACCGUGGUCCCCCGCAUAUCAGAAGCAGAAGGACGCAGGGACCCCACCCACCAACCGGCUGCUCAACAAAGACGUCCCGCAAUCCACAGCAGACCAGGCGGCGCAAGCGAUGUGCCACGUCAUGGCCGCGGUGCACCCUCCACCUGCCCUCCCCAAGGCCCCUCGCAAAAGGCUGCGCGCGAAUUCUGGCGGCCCCCCCAAUGCUGACCCCCACGCGCCAACCGCGCAGUCCGCGCGGCUGAGCAUCCCCCUCGACGAAGUCCCCGCGCGGCCGACGACGGUGCAUCUGCAGUCGCGCCGCAGAGCCGCCAUCUCUGUCGAGGGCCUUGCUGCCUCUUUGGACGGGUACAAGGGCUUCUCGUUGCAGUUCCUGGAGGGGAACCAGGUGAAGCUAACGUUGCACAAGACCGGGGAGGACGUGCGCGCGCGCACCGAGAAGCUUGCCGCGCAGUGCGCGCGGCGAGGGCCCGACGCGGCCGCGCGCGUCCUCAAGGGGUUCUUCUCUUGGGUGAGCGACGCGUGGAACGCGGUCAAAGAGGCCGCGGAGGCGGCCGCGCGGCUCGCGGAGGAGGCGGUCGAGAAGGCGCGCGAGAUCGUGGUCGCGAUCGAGAACGAGGUGACGGUGUUCGUGCAGACGGCGGAGAGCCUCGCGAGGAUCGUGGUGGACAGCGUCGAGAAAGCGGUGGGUACCGUGGUGGACUUUGUGAGGAAGAUCGGGGUGCUCAUCGAGCAAUUCGUCCAGUUCCUCAUGCUCCUCUUCGACUGGGGCGACAUCCUGGCGGCCAAGGCGCGCAUGCGCGAGCUGCUCGGCGGCUGCGCGAGCGCGCUCGCGGGCAUGCUCGCGCCCGCGAACCUGGCAGGCGUCGUGAAGCUGUGCGAGGGCGAGAUCCUGAAGCUGUCGCCGGGGCCCUCAAGCGCGGCCUUGCCGGCGCCGUCCAACAACUUGCUCGACAACGACUUCGGACAGAAAGCGUGCGGUCAGGCCUCCAGUUCCCGGGUCAAAACCAUGCAGAACCGGGCGACCAACCAGAUCCCACCGGCAGGCGCACAAACCCCCGGGCCCAUCCCAAUCGUGCCGCCGGGCGGCUCCGAGCCGGCGCACUCGAAGCUGGCGACUGCGCUGCUGGGCACGCUGUCCGAUUUGGACGACCUACUGUCCGGGGAUGUGCUGGCGGCGGUGCCGCUCAUCCUGGACCUGCCCAAACUGCUCGACGACCUGUUUCCGCUGGAAGCGUCCGAAGUGACGGACAUCGUGACCGGCGCGUUGCGAGCGGGCGGCGACGCGCUGAAGAGCAACCCGUUUCUAGAUUUGGUGGACGCAGUUUUCGGUGCGAUGGACGCGGGGAUCGACAUCCCGUUCGUCAGCAUGCUCUACAAGUGGAUCACGGGGCACGAGCUCACGGUCCUGGACCUGCUGUGCCUGCUGCUCGGCCUCGCCGCGCACAUCGCGUACGCGUGGGCGUCCGAACUGCUCACCGGACACGGCGCCUCGUUCGCGGACGACGCGGCCGGGCUCGCGCAGUACUUCGGCGACACGCUCCGCAACGGGAUGGCGCUCGCGCUCGGCGGCUCGCACGUGGCAAAGCAGGAGAGGCUGACGGACGUGCCGAAGACGCCCAUUUUGAUCAGCUACUGCGUGCUGAAGGGGGCCCACAUCUUCACCAACCUGGCGACCAUGCUAGUGUUGGACGCCACUCGUACGACGGUGGGCAAGGAUCUGGACGGAUGCUGGCAAUGGCCGCUCGUCGGGACCGACGCGCUGCUCGAGCUGGGCGCGCAGACCGUCAUGCUGAUCUACAAGUUCCAGGAAGCGAUCGACACCCCGUCGGGCACGGACAAGGCCGUGGCGGCCAUCAGCUGCCUCACGGGGAUCAUCAUGGCGAUCCGCACUUUUGGCGGCCUCGCAGACGCGUAUACCAUAGAGAGAACCAAGAAAUUGCCCACCGGCGGAUGGACGGACCCGGUUCUUAUUGCCGUUGAUAAGCUGCUCGGAGGGCUGUCGGGGCCGAACUUCAACGCCCUGAUGGCGUGCCUUGUUGGCUUGCUAUUCGCAGACGUCGGGAUGAUCAUUUUUGAUUUCGCAAAGGGGGAGUGGAAGCAGCACGUCAGCAGUCUUGGGACUCUGGUAGGCGUUGUCCACACCGUCUACCAACACAGGCUCAACGGUCAGGUGUUGCUUCGGGCCUUGAGUGCGGAGGGGGCGGAGGUCCCUUCCAAGCAGAAAGAGAUCUACGCUUCGGCGGUCGUGGAAGCUGUAAGCAUGGCGCUUAACGUCGUCUCGUUAGCUGAAUGAGCUUAGCUGCAGGCUACUUAGUAAUGAUAAUUAUCCCUACUCGUGAGUCACCUAGGAGGCGCUUCUGGUAAGUUUGUUCAAUCUUCUUAGCGACCUAUGAAUACUAUUAGUCCGUAUCCCGUAACAAUGUCGUCGAGGGCCCGUGUUUAUCAAGUUUUGCAUCAGGCCUGACUGAGAGCUGCUUCUUGAGAGAGAUUAAGUUUGCGGCAUUUAGAGUCAGCACGGUCGGUUCCGUCCUGUCAGACGUCUUAGGAUUACUGCCACCCGC
Klebsormidium nitens is the source of this 3604-nucleotide messenger RNA. The record is from the annotation of a GenBank genome assembly. NCBI's taxonomy places the organism in Eukaryota, Viridiplantae, Streptophyta, Klebsormidiophyceae, Klebsormidiales, Klebsormidiaceae.